Daphnia magna is the source of this 1111-nucleotide messenger RNA. Its product is annotated as ciliogenesis and planar polarity effector 2. The coding region runs from base 221 to 916 and encodes 231 amino acids. NCBI's taxonomy places the organism in Eukaryota, Metazoa, Arthropoda, Branchiopoda, Diplostraca, Daphniidae. The transcript is spliced from 3 exons. Gene Ontology annotation, molecular function: GTPase activity. The record is from RefSeq and is a predicted model, not a curated record.
CACCAGUAUUCUAUUACUCUGGUGACACCCUUUAACAAGGCGUGAUAGGGAAACAGUCCCGUCCUUAACAAUAGAGUAGGCCAUGGUUACGCCCAAGUUUGUAAAAGCAGGUAAAAGUAGUGUUGUGGGCAUUGAGGAAUGCUUUUUUUGUUGCCUUUGUAUUAGAAUCAAAAGAUCUUGAAAAGAGAGAGCAUGAUCAAUAGGUAGUUUGUGGUAAUGUAUGAUGGAAAACAACACUGCUUUGAAAUACCUAAAUCCUGAUUGGUAUAAAACCCCAGAAGGAGAACUGAUUGUACAACAACUUUAUUGCCCAAACAACAACAAAAUUCUGAAACAUUUUGGAAUUCUAGAACAUCCAAGUAUUGCACCAGGAACCCAGGAAGUUGUAUUCAAAAUUGGAGUGCUGGGUAAAGCUGGAAGUGGGAAAACAAAAACCAUAUCUGUUUUGUCAGGAAAACCAACAGUUUUCCCUGGUUAUAUUGAAACUAUAGGAAUCCAUGUCAAAAAUAUUUAUUGGCCAGCACAAGUUCAAGCUAAAACUUGCUUGUUCAAAUUACAGUUUUGGGAAUCAGGGGAAUCCUGUUCAAAGAGAUACAACUAUAUUUCAACUGCAUGUCUGGAAAAAACUGAUGCAGUGGCCAUAGUCGUGAAUAGGGCUGAUAGAACAUCUUUGGACUAUGCAGAUAGUAAACUUGACUCUUUGACCCAUUCAGUUGUAAUACUGUUUGUAAUGGAUACUGAUCAAAAUGUUCAAAUUCAUGAUCAAGAACUAAGCCAGUAUGCUAGAAGAAGAAGGCUUCCGUUUUUUUACCUCCCACCUCACACUCUUGAUUUGAAAUAUUUAGCACCAUUUUAUAAUUCCUUGUGUGAUUUUGUGUUUUCAAAUCAACACAAGAUUAUUUCGGACUCUCUGUAGAUCAAGGUUAGGGGUUAAAUUUUUUGGGUCCACCAUUAAUAAAGGGAACAACUGACUUUUUUCUAUUCAUAUUCAAUGUACAUCACACACUUGAAUCCAAAGUAUUCUGGCUGCUUAAACUAGUAUUAAUUCUAUUUUACAUCAAAUGUAUCUCAAUUUUAUUGAAUGAGAAGUACACAUUUACAGAAGUGUCAA